Molecule: messenger RNA, 18560 nt
Organism: Zootoca vivipara (common lizard)
Lineage: Eukaryota; Metazoa; Chordata; Lepidosauria; Squamata; Lacertidae
Source: RefSeq, a predicted model, not a curated record
GGGAUAUGAAGACAGCAGGACAGUAGAUUCUUGUAUAUUGGCCAUUGAGAUGAAAUUGGUUACAUUAUCUGUACAAGGGCAGCAAAUAAUUUAUGGAAGCCAGUUUUUCGUAGCAGAUUACUGUACAGAUACUUCCAGACAGAAUAUUUCUCAGGAGUUUGGCAUGUUGAUUCAGUGCACCAAUAGUAGUGAUGAUGAGUGAGCUCCCCCAGCUUGCAUUGGAUUGCCCCCCCCCCCAGCUUUCUAGGAGAAAGCUUUUAAAAAAACAUAGAGAUCACUCCAACGUUUCAAGCCUGCCCGCUCCCUGUUCCAACAAGCAUCUUUUUGAACAACCUUGAGGAUGUACUGACCAUACUUCCUGCUUGGGUGCAGUGAACUUGUUUUCUAGGCUUUUUGGUUUAUUCAUUGAAUUGGGAGGCCUAGAAAACUGUAACUCCUAUGAAUCGUGGCAGGAAAUUACAGUCCAGCUAAGGAGAGGUCCACAAGACCUUUCCAGUAAGCCUUCCCUGCCAUUUGUUCCUCCAUCCCUUCACAAGGAUAAGUUUCGGAGUGUGUGUGACACUGGCGCACAAAGGUGGUUUUCUAGUAGUAGCAGUGACCCCAUUACAAGCUCCAAAUUUCACUCCACCAGGACCCAACAUUUCACUCACUAGGCCCCAAACAUCUGUUUGAACUUGAACAGAGGUGAAUGGCUUUUUACCUGUACAGUGUCUCUGGGCGAAGAUCUUGAACCAUGUUGGCAAAGGCUACAUUAAAUCAUUAAGUUAGAAAUGUCACAGUUUUCUCACUUUCCUUCUGUUCUGUGAGGGUGCAGAUACCAAUGUUCAACCAGUGAUUUCUGUUUUACAGAUUCUCCAUUUUAAGGUACAGCUCCCUGACCACUUCCCUUUGAAACUGUAUUAAGUAAAUUGAUUUCCCCUACGCUCUGGUCUUCUUGUUUUUGUUUAUUAGCUUCUACUGCAUCUCUGUCAUAGGGUUUAUGAAAAAACAAACAAUACCUAAAAUCACAGAAACCAUUACACACAAUCCAGCUGAAAGCCAUGCAUGAGUUAGCUAAAUAAGAGCUCAGUUAGGAGCCCACGAACACUUUCAAGUAAGAUGCUCCUACAUGCAGAUAGAAACUUGCAAGGGUGGUGUAUUGCCUGCUGCAUCUUAAAACAACCAGGUGCUGUUCUGAUCCAAAUAAACAGUCCUGUCCAUUAGCAGAUAGCAUGGUAGGACUGGGCGGGUCAUCUGGCCUCCCUCCAAUGAAGUCACUGCAUACCAGGAUGAAGAGGGAGAUGGGAGCAGUGACGACAAGGUCCGUGUGAUGCUAAUGUGCUGGUAGAACUGUUCUGACACUCCUACUAGCACAUUUGCACAGCACCAACCUUGCAGUCUCCCCUCUCUGUUUCAGUAUGCAGCAGCGACUCAGCUGGAGUGAGAGAUGCAGCCACACCAUGUCAUCCUCUGAUUGGAAAGGGGGACUCAAGGCACCUGUUGCACAUCACACACAAAAGGGAGUGAUAACUGGGUAAUGGGAGGCUGACAAUUCUCUUGUUGGAAUACAGAGAAACAAAAAUCCAUGUAAAUGAGAAUAUCAGAUCUUGAGACUGCUUCUCUACUAAUUUCCACUUUGAGUUUCAUAUUGAUAUAUUUUUGAAGGGAAAUAAUUAGCAGCCAUUCUCAGUUCAAUGAUAGUCAGGAAUGAAACUCAAGCAGAACUGUGAAUUCCAGGAGACUUUUUUCUCACUGUUUAAACCAAGUUUUUUGUUGUUGUUAUUCCAGAGGUUCUGACAGAUUAAUCAAAGAUGCUAACAGACCGAGUCCAGAAAUCCAUGGGUCCCCACAAGUUCUCAGAAGAAUUUCAAAGCAAGGUGGUGGUACCUCACAUCCCAAAACUGGUCAAAGAAGAAAAGAAGCAUGCCCCAUUGACUCCAUCUGCCUUCCUGAAAGCAAUGACUCUGACAACGGAACAGAGGCUGGCAAACACCCAUGAGGUGCGCCGGCCUCGAAUUGUGCAGCUUCUGGACAUGAGCGAAACUUCACACCAGAAGUUCUCUUCUGUUGAUCUGGACCAGUCUCUGUUUCAACCAUUCCCAUCAGAAGUGAUUUUCCAGAAUUAUGACCCUUGUGAGAUGUAUGAAGUGCCACUAAUUCUGAGGAACAAUGACAAGAUCCCUCGGCUGGUGAAAGUUGUUCUGGAGAGUUCACCUUACUUCAGAGUCAUAAGCCCCAAUGAUGUGUGUAACAAAGUUGCACCUGGCAUGCAUUCGACAUUCCGCAUCCUCUUCACUCCUGAAGAGAACAAGGAUUAUAUCCAUGAAGUAACGUGCAUUACUGAAAGGGAAAAGUUUAUUGUCCCUAUUCGAGCCAUUGGUGCCAGAGGCAUUUUGGAUUUCCCAGACAAGCUGAAUUUCUCCACCUGCCCGGUCAAGUACAACACACAGAAAACACUGCUUGUUCGUAACAUUGGCAACCGAGAGGCCCGCUAUCAAAUCACUACACAGAGACCCUUCUCUAUCGAGCCCUCCAUUGGGACCCUUGGAAUCCAGGAAACCACACAAUUCACCAUUGACUUCCAUCCUCAAAAGAGUGGUAACCACUGUGAGGACCUUGUAGUGCAUUAUGACACAGGGGAAGAUAUUCAUGUAGGCUUAUAUGGAGCAGCUACAGACGUCAAUGUGAGACUGGACAAGAACUCCUUGAUAGUUGAGAAAACUUAUAUCACUUUAGUGAGCCAGAGGUCUGUGGUUAUUCACAAUCGGAGCGAUAUCAUUGCGCGUUUCCAGUGGAAGAUCUUUGCAACACAAGAAGAGGAAGAGCAGAAAAAACAAAGGCUAUGCCAUACACUGCAGGCUGAGGAAGAGGGUAUGCUGGAUGAGCUCCUGGCUGAGUGUAAUAUGCAUCCUGAUCUUCGUGAGCAUCUCUCCAUUGUUACCCGUACCUUUCAGAACCGCCAGGCCAGGGUGCAGGAAGACUCCAUGCUCUUCAACAAUCACGUUUUUACUGUUGAGCCUCUGGAGGGAGAGGUUUGGCCCGAUUCCACAACCGAAAUCAGCGUGAUUUUCAGGCCACAAGAAGCUGGGGUUUAUCACCGAACUGUAUACUGCGAUAUCUCAGGGCGAGAGACCCGGCUCCCUCUGCGCAUCAAAGGAGAGGCCAUGGCUCCCAAGCUGCUUUUCAACUUUGACCAGCUGGAUGUUGGGAAAAUUUUUGUUGGCUCAGCCCACAGUUAUGAGGCUAUCCUUUCUAACAAAGGAGCUAUUGAUGCCCUCUUCAGCCUGGUAUGGCCAUCCACGGCCCUGGGUGCCUGUUUCACAUUUCAGCCCAGUGAAGGAAUAAUUGAGCCAGGAGGCCACCAGGCCAUUCAGGUCACCUUCAGCUGUACCAUCCUGGGACAAUUCUUUGAAGAGUUCAAAUUCAGUGUGAAUGGAUCUCCCCAGCCUGUGAUCUUAGUGAUUAGGGGCUGCGUCAUUGGACCGACAUUUCAUUUCAAUGUCCCAUCCCUUGAUUUUGGGGAUGUCUCCUUUGGUUUCCCUCAGACCCUGUCCUGCUGCCUCAGCAACACCUCUUUGGUGCCCAUGACCUUUGACCUUCGUGUCCCAGGAGAUGGCACUGGGGAGCCAAGUGUCAUGAGUGAGCAUCAAGCCUCUGACAUCUCAAGGCCAAUGUGGAGGAAGGCACGCAAUGGAGGGGCAAAGCCCAAAGAAUUUACCAUCACUCCCAACCGAGGCACCAUCCGCUCACAAGGACUCAUGCAAAUCCAGGUGACCUUAUGUUCCAACACUGUGAAGACGUAUGAAACAGCACUAGUAGUGGAUGUGACGGGGAGUGGAGAAGAUGUACUGGCUCUCCCAAUCACAGCGAGAUGCAGCACGCCUCCACUGCAUGUGGCUAAUCCCAUCCUGAAUUUUGGCCGCUGUUUCUUGAAGUUCCCAUACCAGCAGAUGGUGAAACUAGUUAAUGAAAGUGAUCUUCCAGGGUGCUAUGGUGUUCUUCCCCAGGAAUAUGAGAAGUCCCUCACUGUCUUGCAUUCCAGUCCUCUGCCUUGUGGUAUCAUUCAGCCUCAUUCCACUGUCGAGAUCCCCUUGGCCUUGGAAGUCCAGGAGAAAGGGCAGCAGGAGGCAGUAGCCUUCAUUGCUGUCUUUGGGAAUGAAGUCUUCCCACUGACGAUCCAACUUGUGUCCUUUGGAGAAGGCCCUGUCGUUUAUGUGCAUCCUGCUAAGCUAGACUUCGGUUCUAUCCAGGUUUUAAAGGAUGUUUCUCGGGUGCUCUAUCUGUCCAAUCAAUCUGUUAUUCCUGCACCAUUUGAGGCACAGAUGGCCCGAAGUAAUUCCCUGUGGAGAAUUGAGCCUAAUAAAGGAAUUGUCCCUCCAGAGAAUGAGAUAUCGAUCAUGCUAAUAGCUAACCUGGAUGACACUGUGCUGUUCCAGGACAAAGUUAACUUGAGCAUAGAGAACAGCAAUUCUUACGUCAUCCCAAUCCAGGCCACUGGCAUUGGUACCACCAUUGUCACAGACAAACCUUUUGCUCCAGCCAUUGAUCUGGGACCCUGCUUCAGCUUGGAUUCCUGCUGCUAUCGCUUCAGGAUCACUAACCGCGGGCGCCGCACUCAUCAGCUCUACUGGAUGACAGAAGGCUUCCCCCCAUUCCGCCAGCGCAACACCCUCCCUCCCAUCAAUGGUAACACAAAAAAGUCCUCUGAACUUCCGCUCUUUAAGCUUCAGCCACUGAGAAUGGAGCUGACCCCAGGAAAAAGCAUGGACAUGAUGCUGGAAGGCUUUUCUGACAUUCCCAAGGUCGUAAAGGAAAGGCUGCUCUGUCAUGCCAUCAUAGGGAAGCAAUCUGGGAAGGAGCUUAUCAUGAAGGUUGAUGUCAUAUGUGAAUUCAUUGCACCCAUUCUACACAUUUCCCCGAAACAGAUCACAUUCCAAGUGGAGAAGGACCCCAAUGAUAGCCUGAAUCCCCAGUACGAACCUCUGACUUUGAAAAAUGUUUCGUCUUUGCCAAUCAAUGUCCUGCUCUCUUUGCAAGAACCUUUUUCCCUCUGUGAUACUGAUCAUGAAAUGCUGCCAGUACCCUGUCAGGCCUUAACUAUGGAAGUUGGGGAGGUGCAUGACCUCUGUAUCAGGUUUGACCCUCUCUAUAGAGAUGACUUGUACAACCGAGUGGUAGAAGAAGUCUUGACUUUCCGUUACCUGGAGCAUCCGCAUGUAGACCACAUCAACCUACGGGGAGAAGUGCGUUUCCCUAACCUACACUUUGAGACAAUGGAUUUGAAUUUUGGCUGCAUCUUGAAUGACACAGAAGUUGUCCGUGAGAUCAAUAUGACCAACUGCAGCCCCCUUCUUGUAAAAUACCGCUGGUCCUUCAUGACACAGGAUCGUAAGACCCUGAUCAGAUUCAGCCCCAGGCGUGUUAGAGCCCUUCCUGAACAGGAAUCAGCCACUGAGCAAGAGGUCCCACAGCCACAAGAAACUACAAGUCACAAUGACACCAAAGACUUUGAGAGAGAAGCAACUACAGAAGAAAACCUCAGCUAUGUCAAUGAAGAAGAGACUGCCCCUAAGGAACUUCCAGACAUUGCAGAAAGUAUCCCAGAAGCCAAUGCAGCCUCCAGGGUACCGUCCCCAUUGACAGCUGCUGAUCAAGGGGAAGAGGAGCUUCCAAAGAAGAACGAGGUGGCGACCAAGGAAGUCCUGUGGUGUGCAGAAGCAGGGGAUCAUCAUCUGACAGGCGUGGAAGAAGUAUUUGACAUCAUGCCGCUGUAUGGGAUGCUGGAGCCGAGCGAGAUCCAGCGGAUGACAUUCACAUUCUAUGGCCAUGCUAACAUCAUUGCUCGUGUCAAAGCCAUCUGUGAGGUGGAAGGGGGCCCCACCUACGAGAUCCUACUGAGGGGUGAGGCCUCCCUUGUGAGUUAUGCAUUUGACAGGAAGGAGAUUGACUAUGGACUCCAGCCUUUUGAUCAGAUAUGUGUGACUGAGAUUACGCUGAAAAAUACAGGAAAAGUUGGAUUUGAGUACUUUGUGACUAACACCAUUGCGGCUUCACCCAACAACCCUGCACCUGGUGUGCCACUGACUCUGCCUGUUUCUAGUUAUAUUGCAUCCGGGAAGAAGCAGGUGUUGAAGGUAUAUUAUUUGCCUGGCAUUCCGGAGGUCUUCCAAAGAACCUUCCAGAUCCAGGUGGCCCACCUGGAUCCAGACCUCAUCACCCUGAAAGGAGAAGGAAUCUUCCCCAGAAUUUGCCUGGAUCUACCCAUAAAUGUUAAAGAAAAUGACCGGUACAGCAUCCUCCUAAGAGAAGUCAAGGAACGCAUGGAGCAGGAUUCACACAAAGAUUCCAUCAGUAACUUGGAGGCAGUGGGCACAGACCCAGCCGUGGAGGAAUCCAACUCUGCACUUGCCAUGCAAGUGCAGUUGGAGGUGGAGAGGCUCCUUGUUCGAGAACAUGCCUUGGAGCAGCAGAUGCAACUUUCCGGUGACCCAAAGGAGGACCCUGCCAUCAGCCAGCGAGUUCGCCGCAGACUUGUCAAAGCACAACUCCCUGAGUACAUCUUAGACUUUGGCUACAUCAUCCUGGGCACCGUCCGGACCCACAUUAUCAAAAUCACCAACACCGGCCAGUUUCCUGUGUCCUUCUAUGCAGAUAGGCGGAACUUGCAGGAUUCAGGUUUCGACACAGAGCUGUUCAGAGUGAAGAACCUGCCCUACUGCGAGACGGAGACAUUUGGAGUGCGCUUUGAUCCCCAGAGUGCCAACCAGCCCCUGGGAGAGGUGGAAGUGAUCCUGCCAGUCAAGGUCCUGAGCGGACCCACAUUCAACAUCUCUCUACGUGCCAUGGUGAUUAUGCCAUCUCUCUGCAUGUCCAAUGACAAUUUGGAGUUUCCUGCCACUCAGUGCGGGCAGUGCCAAGUUGAGACAAUUCAGCUUCACAACCAGCUCCAGGUCACCUGUGAGUGGUUUGCCACCAGCAGCGAGCAAAUAAAAAAGGUGGACAAGCACAUGCCAAUGUUCUUACGUCAGAAGAUGCGCCGUGAAUUAAAACGCAAGCCCAAUAUAUUUGAGAUGAUCCCUCCCUAUGGGAUCCUGGCUCCGGGGGAGAGGCUCAAUGUGCAAGUCAAGUUUGCACCCAGAGAAGAGAAAUUCUACCGCCACUACCUGAUUCUGAGCAUUUCCCAGAGCACCCAGCAGCUGCAGCUGAAUGUCUCUGGGCAAGGUCUGGAGCCGCGUCUAGAGUUCACUCCUUCCAUUCUGGAACUUGGGCCCCUCUUGCCUUACGCCAUUGGGGAUGAGGCUGAAGUGGUGGUGAAGAACCCUUGCAGCUUCCCCAUUGAAUUCUACUCCUUGGAAUUUGACCAGCAGUAUCUGUUGGAAGAGCGGAUUCUGCGGAUGUUGAAGGGCUAUGACACCCAUAACAUGCUUCUGUUGCCUCCUCGCAUCCCUGGGGAGAAGCUGCCUUUUGAAGUCCUGGAAUAUUAUGAGGAGCAGAAGAAGGUUCAAGGUGACCAGGAGACAGUUAAUCAGGAAAAUGUAGAAGACGAAGAAAAUGCUUUACUUUCUGAUCAUGGGAUGAAGCUUCUCCCUUCCAGUCCUGGGCAAACAACAUCCACGGGGGCCUCUGCUCAUCCUUCUCUUUCCCUUAAUGAGGAUACCAGAACUUUCAGGGUGGAAUCGAAAUUUGAUCAGGAGGAAGAAGAGGAAGAGGAGGGGACAGACAGAGGACAAGGAGGGAGUCAGCAAAGUGUGAUCAAGAAUAAGGAAGCUGUUGGAGAGCUAGACAACAACCCCGUCUCAAAAGCUAUUGCGCGUCACCUUGGCAUUGAUAUAUCUCCAGAAGGACGGGCUGCCAGGAAUCGCAGGGGCAUUGCCAUCAUCAUCCAUGGUGCUCCCCUUACAGGAAAGUCCAGUGCAGCCAUCACCCUUGCCAAACACUACAGUGCUGCUUGCUUAUCCAUUGAUUCUGUGGUCUUGGAAGCCAUCUCUGAUGGGAACACUUCAGCAGGGCUUCGUGCUCGUGAACUCUGCAUCCGAGCCGCCAUUGAACUGGCACAACGGGAAAAUGAGGAGGGGGGAACUGAAGGGCAGCUUGGCCUGGCUCUGAAUAACAGGCUCAGUGCAGAGGCUUUGGGUAAGCACACCUCAGAGGGCAGCCAUAGUUCAGAGUCCAAAACAGGACCCCUCUCAACUGUCUCUAGAGGCUAUAGGGGGAGCACGGCGACAGCAAAGGGCAAGUCUGAAGGUCACACAUCACAAAAGCAGCAGCAGCAUCAACAAUCUGAUCAACCUGGAUCCCAGAUUCCGUCCAGCCCUAUUCCCAGCGCUCCGAUCCAGCGGCGCCUUAGCCUCUGUGGCAGUGUGGCAGGAGAUUAUGGCCUGUUGAGCUGUGUGCUUCCAGAGGAGCUAUUGGUGGAGAUUCUUUCAGAGAGGAUGCAGCUGAGUGACUGCUAUCGUGGCAUGGUGUUUGAUGGGCUGGAUACCUUGUUUGCCCGCAGCAUGGCAUCGGCGCUUACCUGUCUACUCAAAGCUAUCAACAACAGGCGCUACAUCUAUUUUGUGAACCUGUUCCAGGACUUUGUUGCUAUGAAAGCCAGAGAGAAGGACAAACAAGAGCAGGAAGAACGGGAGCAGCAGGAGGCCAUUGCAAGAGAGAAGGCUCGUCUUCAGGAGAUGGAUGAAGAGGAGUAUGAUGCCCUCACCGAAGAACAAAAAGUCCAGUUUGAUAAUGAACUGUUGCUGGCCCUGCGUGAGAGGAAAAAGAGGGAGCAGGAGAAGCUGGCUCGAGAGCUGGAGGAGAAGAAGCACCAGCAGGAACUGGAGCGCCUGCGGGAGGAAGAGGAGAUGAAGAAGAAGAGCAAGCGCUACAAGAGGGAGGCAGCAGUGGCCAAGGAGAAAGAGGAGGCUGCAGCAAAGAAGGCCCAGCAAGCAGGCAAGCAAAAUGCCCCAGUGCCUGCUUUGAAAUCUGACGGGAGGCUGAAUGAAGGGAUCGAGCGGAAAUCAUCAGCCAAGGAGCGCCCAGAGCUUAGUGCCAAUGACAAAGAUGAGAAGAAGAGGAAAAGUAAGACGGGCCCACAGAAUGGUCAGCCAGGAGCUGCCCCACCCGCAGCCCAGGAAGAUGAGGAAGCCGAGAAGGAAAUGAUGAGCGAGAGUGAAAAGAACUUGGCUCUGAGGUUCAAGCUCUAUGAGGCGAACCAGAAAGACAUAGUCCAGAUCCUGACCUUCUGGGACAGAGUUCAGUUGAUGCAGCUUCUGCCACCAGGCUCUGAAGAGAAGCAGGAGGAAGCAGAAGACCAGCGGCAAGCACCUUCAGGCCGCAAGGGCAGGAAGGACAGGGAGAGAGAGCGCCAGGAGAGACUGGAGAAGGAGAGAGCAGAGAAGGAGCGCCUGGAGAAAGAGAGAGUAGAGAGAGAGCGCCUAGAGAGGCUCAAAGCGAUGGAGGACAACAGGGCUGGAGGGCAGGAGGGAGAAGGAGAACCAGAUGUGGGGAUCCCAUGUUUGGAGUUCCAGGUGCUCAGUUCUGAGGACUCCAGUGGCAAGAGGAUCCUGGAGAGUGGCAAGCUGCCAGAAAUCGUCCAGAUCUUGAAUGGCUUGGGACUGGGUCCUUCUGGGCCACCCAUUCCUCCCACUGCUUGUUUCUCUGUGAUCCCAUAUCCGGAAAAGCGGGCAGCACCAGUUCCUGGAGAAGCUCUCAAGCAUUUCACCUUCCUCUUACCUGAAGAUCCGAGUCUGGAGGAGGACAAGAAGGAGACUGAAAGUAUCUUUGAGACUUCAGUGACUCUCCCUACAGUAAAGGAGGAACAGACAACCCCAACCCGAGGCAAGGGCAAGAAGGAGAAAACUGACACGACCCGUGAUUCUUCAAAGGAUAAGAAAGGCGUCCCUCGUGGCAGGAAGGGUACUCAUCCUACCCCUGGUGCAGUAACAACUCUGUCAGAGCUAGAUCAGAGUGGCCUCACAGGGGAACCAUCUACUGAGAAGCUCUUCCGGUUGACCUGCUUUCGUUGGACGGUCCCUGCUAAUGGAGAGGUUACAAUGCGCCUCCAUUUCUCUUCCACCACAAUAGGGUACUUUGAUCAGGUCCUAAACUUUGAGAUCCUGGGGACCCAGCGACACUAUCAAGUUUUCUGCAGGGGUGUCUGCACAUAUCCAUCCAUUUGCCAAGAUCCUACGAUUGUCUUCCCGCACCGUGUAAAGAGUGUCAAACCCGAUGAAAUAAUAUCCAAAAAGUACAUCAUGAAUUUGGGGGUCUUUCACUUUGGCCCCUUGCUGUGUGGGAAGUCAAGGGAAAAGUACAAGGCCCUGCGAUACCCCAAUCACUAUGAAAAGCUCACCAUCCUCAACAUAUCUCCUUUGGAUGCGGAAGUUCAUUUCUUCUUCCAGUAUGACUCCAAGGCAGUCACAUAUCUCUUUGACCCCCCUACCAUGACACUCAAGCCCAACGAGAAGCAGGAGCUGACAAUUUGGGCUUAUCCAACAGCCAGUGGUAUAUUUGAGGACAGCGUUGUCUGUUGCAUUAAAGAGAAUCCAGAGCCUGUAAUCUUCCGGGUCAACUGCCAAGGAGUUCGCCCAGAGCUGGAGCUAGAUCGCCGGCAGGUGCAUUUUGAAAAGCUCCUAUUGCACAGAAAGGAGACAAAGCCACUCUAUCUCAAGAACUUCACUCCUCUGCCCGUUGCAUGGAGGGUCAGCGGCAUGGAGAACAUUGGUGAUGAUUUCUCUCUUGCUGUUGAUAUGGGUGUGAUUGAACCCUACUCGGAGUACUGCCUGCUAGUGAACUUUAGGGCCACAAAGACACUCAACAUUAAGAAGGCCAUUCGCCUAGAGGUUUCCGAUGUGGAAAAUAUUCUGGGGAUUGUCCAGAUUGAAAACAUCCAAAUCAUUGCUGAGGCCUAUGAUGUUGCCCUGGACAUCAGCUUUCCCAAAGGUACAAAUGGUGGUGUGGAGCUUGGGAAUAUUAAAGUCAUGGAUGAAGCUAAACAAGUACUGUCCCUGAAGAACAAGGGAAAAUAUGAGAUUGGGUACAGCUUUGUUGUGGAAUCCACAGAUCAUGUGAUGCCCAAUGUGACUCCAUUCUUCACCAUCACGCCCCCUAAAGGGAAUUUGGGUCCCAAUGACCGUCCCACUUCAGUCCUGAUACUUUUCCGCGCUGGGAGGGAAGUGAAAAUUGAGGAGAAGCCUAUUCUGCAGUGCCACGUUAUUGAGCCCAACCUCUGUGAAGGAGGAGAGAUCAUUGCCACCAUUCCCAUCAAGGUGUCAGUGCAUUGCAUGUUUACCAAAUACAGCAUCACCCCUCCAUCACUCAUAAACUUUGGGCCUGUGAUACUCAAUUCCCGGAAGACCAACAGCUUCACCAUUGAGAACAAAGGGGUCCUCGACUUCAAGUAUGGCAUCUGCAGGCAAAUCCGAGAUGUGGUGAUUCCACUGAGGAAAGGACCCUCUCAUGAGAAGACCUCCCGCUCUAGUGAUGUCUACCUUGGCCGGCAGACGGCUCAGCUGGGAAGGCAAAGCAAGCGCACAGAAUCCAUGCAAAAGGAUGUGACCAUGGUGGUGCAGGCUCGCCUCUCCCUUGGAAUAUUCACCGUAUCCCCUGGAUUUGGAACCAUUCCUCCGGGAGGCCAUCAGACCAUAACUGUGGACUGCAUUGCAGAUUCAAUAGGGAAAUUUGAGGAGUACAUGACCAUAGAGAUCACUGACCGAGACCCCGACGACAACCCUGGUGGCAUUCAGUACAGUCUGCUUGCAGAAUCGUGUGUCCCAGGUUUUGUGAUUGAUGACAUGGGGAGCAUUUUUGAGGAGCAUCGGAUCUGCAACAGCAGCAACCUCAGCCAGGUUCUGAAGACCUUAGGAUGCGAGUGUGUGUUUGUGACUGAUGAAAACAAGUUCAUCUUCAAUAAUGUUUUGGUUGGGCACCAGGCAGUUGCCCGGUUCAAGAUCUGCAACACUGGCCGAAUCCCCUGUGAUGUGGUUUUUAGCGUAAAGUCCAUCUCUUCCAAGUCCAAUGUCCGGAUCAGUGACAUCUUUGAGCUCCACCCAGUGCGGAUGUGCAUCGCCAGCCGUUCACAUGCCUUCACAAGCCUGACCUUCUCACCGCAGAGCAUGCAAAACUACCAGUGCAUUUUUGAGGCUGCUGUUGAUGCACCGUCCAGUCUGGUUGCAAAGUCAAGGAAUUUAUCCUUUGAGGUCACUGGGGAUGGCAACCUCCCUCAGGUCACCAUCAUGCGCCCUGUGCUCCGCAAUAAGAAAGGGAACCCACUCCUACUCUUCAAGAGGCUCCUGUUGGGCCAUACAGAGAUCCUUCCUCUGGUCUUUAAGAACUGUGGCAGCAUCCUAGUCCAGCUGUUUCUCAACAUUUCAGAUGAAAAUUGUGCUUUCACUUUGAAACACAGAUCCACUACCAAGUGCAUUUAUAUGACUUCUCAGAAUGAGGAGAAUGAACCCAGCGAGGGAGUCAGGAAACCUCACACGGCCUCUCUUGUCCUGCACAAUGGGGAGUCCGCUGAGUUUGACGUGGUUUUCCAACCCAGCGUGGCCCAGCGCAUUGAAGGACUGAUCCACCUCUCUAUUGUGGACAAUCAGUACGAGGAGACCAACAUACAAAUGGUGGGUGAGGGCUACCAGGAUGAUGUCGUGCUGGACAACAUCCACAGCUUUAUUACGGAGACUGAUUCUGAAAGACAUCUGGAAGAGAACACAGCCGAGGCUCCCAGAAUAGAUUGCAUCCAGUUUGGGGACUGUCACAUUGGGAGGCCCUAUCAGGCAUCGUGUACCAUAACCAACCACAGCAAGUCAGAUGUGAUGAGAUUUGAAUGGCCGACUUCGGGUCCACUUCACUUCUCCCCACAGGUUGGCCAUCUCCACAGUGGGUGCACCAAAAACAUCACAGUGACCUUGAAAUCUAGCCUCCCCGUCACACUGAAAGAACAGGCCAUCAAGUGCAAGGUGACCAAGAUUGCCUUUCAGCUGCCAGCUGACCAAGUGCCUGAUUGGGACGAUCGCCUCCACACUGUCAAAUGGGUGGACAUCUCAAAGAGUAUCACAACAACACGCCCAACUAAGAAGAAGGUGAUUGAGACAGAUCCGGAACCUGCUCACACGACUGUGGAAGACAGUGGCCGAGAACUGGAGCUCUGGGUGAAUGCCACUGUGGACUACGCACAAUACAAAAUGGAGGUGGAGACAGUGAACUUCAAGGACACUUUGCUGUUUCAGACGAGGGUGUACGAUGUGGAGCUGUCUAAUACAGGGGAUGUGCAGCUAGAAUACACCUGGAAUGUGGCCAUGGAGGAGACUGGGAGGGCAGUCAACUUUGCUACUGAGCCUCUGGCAGCCAGCCCAGAAGGUGCAGCAGGGGAAGUUCCAUCUGCUGCUUCCAUCAAAACCGGGUCCAGCCGACGGUUCAGUCAUUUUGAGAGUACGGUGGACAGCCUUUCUUCCUACGUGUCCCCAACAGCCACUAGAGCUCCCUUCUUCAUGCAGCCCAGCUGUGGUACCAUCCUUCCUAAGAGCUCCCAGACACUCCAGAUGAAAUUCUGUCCUCACGAAGUGGGAGAGUUUGAGGGCCGCCUACUCUGCAGUAUUUCUAACCUGAAGCCUGAUGAGGAAGGCCCGGUUGUGGCUGUGAAGGGGAAGAGCCUCCUGCCCUACUGUCAUUUUGAGCUGGAAGAUUCCAAUUACAUCACUGCGCACAGACGUAACCAAGACUUGCGAGGGCCUGGUGGGAUGAGCCUGGAUGCCAACACCAAAGUGAUUGAAUUUACCUCUAUAGGAGUGUACGUCAGGAACACCCGGAGCUUUUCCAUCAUGAACCCCACCAAUGCCACCUACUCUUUCCAGUGGGUCUGUGAGCAGCAGGAGAACAAAGAUUAUGCUGCCUUCAUCUGCUUUAUGGAGCGAGGCCAGCUCCGGCCAGAGAAAAAAGUGGAGGUCAUAUUUGAAUUCAUCCCUCAACAUCUGGACACCACAGAAUCCUUUUGGACUUUCACAAUCCCUGAACACAACCUUUCUGUCCCAUUCCUCUUGGUUGGCCACACCACGGACCCUGCUGUGUAUCUGGAAAGAUCCCACCUGAACUUCCGCUCACUCCUUAUUGGACACGAGGCUCGUGAGAGCAUCGACAUUAUCAACAAUGAGAAUGAGACCUACAAUUUUUCCUUCAGAGAAGGCUCUCGUUUUUCAGAGGGGCGAAUCAGCUGUCUAAAACUGCAGCCCAUGGAAGGCUCAAUCCCACCUCGUUCCAGGCUUCCUAUUAGCAUCUUAUUCAUGCCAAACCUGGAGGGGGAGGUAAACUUCAACUUGAUCUGUGAUGUCAACAGAAAGAGCCAGCCCCUCUGUUUGAACAUCAAAGCCACUGGCCAGGCCAUGAAUGUGUCUGUGAAGUGUCAGGAAAGUAAUGGUUUGCUUACUGAGCUGGACCCCGACCAGCCACACCGGAUCAGCUUUCAAGAGAUGCAAGUCAGUGAUUAUGCUCAGUGCCAUUUCUAUAUUCUGAAUACUGGCAAAUUCAACUUCAACUUCUCAUGGGAACUUGACCUUGCCAAAGCAGUUAAGCAAUAUUUUGUCAUCUCUCCAAAUAACGAAGUAGUAGAAGCAGGGAAUCGGACAGAGGUCAUGCUGUCCUUCCACCCGCUGAAGCCAUGCACCUUAAAAGAUGUGGAGCUGAAGCUGCAGAUCAGCCAUGGACCAACAUUUACUUGUGUGCUGGAAGGCUCAGCUGUGAAUCCCAGCAUCCAUUUCUCUACCACCAAAGUGGGGUUUGGAAGCUGCUUCAUCUACCAAGGUGGAAUGACCAUUUCCAAACGAAUCCUGACUGUCACGAAUAAGGAUGCCAAGGAUGCAAGCAUAGAAUGCUUGUUCACCAACACGGCUUACCUCGAGGUUGGUUUCCAUGCUGAAGUGCUGGCUGCUGGAGGAAAGACAGAGAUUCCAAUCACCUUCUAUCCCCGAGAGGCCAUUUCCUACCAUGAGGUCAUCACCUUUGAAAUCAAUGGGGUCUUGCAGCGUAAUAUUGAGGUCUUCGGGAAGGGCAUUGAGAUGAAGAUAGAGGUUGCAGAACCUCACAACAAAGUGCUGAAAUUUGGAGCUGUCCCUCCAGGGAACGUUGUGAAGAAGAUGGUGACGAUAGUGAACCGCAGUUUCACUUUUGUCACCUUCAACCUAAAUUUCAUGUAUUCUGCAUCAGAGUUGCAGGAACAGAAGGUUCUUUCCAUGACUCCAUGCAAUGAAAUAACCCUGAAACCCAAAGAAGGCACAUGCCACGUGGAGGUGACUUUUGCCCCGAAGAGCCGCAUCCUGCCGUUCAAAGAGGAGGUCCUGCUCGAGUGCCUCGGGAUCCUGCGCUCCCUCUUUGUGGUGCAAGGCUGCAGCCAGGGCAUCGAAGUCAGUCUGGACCAGCAUCAUAUCCCUUUUGGAGCAGUGGUGCUACGGAGCCAGGCUUCCCGGCGCAUCAUGAUGCAGAACACAGGAGACAUCGGUGUGGGAUUUAAAUGGGACGCCAAGCGCUUCAAGCCAGACUUCUCCAUUAAGCCAGUGGAAGGCUACAUUUCCCCAGGAACGGAUGUCUUCUUUGAAGUGACUUUCCACCCCUGUGAGCAGAGCCAGGACAUCUGCUAUGAGAACCUCCUGUGCCACAUCCAAGGCAGAGAACCACUCAAGCUCAUGAUCACCGGAUGCUGUGUGGGAGUCCCCCAGGUCAAAGAGGUGGUGAAUUUCACAUGUCAGGUGCGGGCAAAGCACACACAGACUAUUAUGUUAUCCAACAAGACCAACCAGGCAUGGACCCUGCGGCCAAUCAUCGAAGGGGAGCAAUGGAAGGGUGCAGAGUUCAUUAGGGUUGAAGCCCACCAGCAAAACAAGCCAUAUGAAAUCACCUACAGACCCGUUGCCAUGAAUUCAGACAAGAAGGAUCAGGGGUCCAUCUUCUUCCCCCUCCCAGAUGGGACGGGGCUGCUGUACCUCCUGCAAGGCACUGCAGAGCCUCCAAAGUCUGCUGGGAACAUCAUAAGAGAAAUUCCAUGCAAAACAUUCUACACAGAACUUCUCCCCAUCUCCAAUUGGCUAAACAAGCCACAAAGAUUCCGUGUGACAGUGGAUAUGCUGAAGCCCGAAAGGCUGGAAUUGACCACCACAAUUAAGACCCUGGACUAUGUGGAUGUGCCUGCUGCUGCCAAGAAGGACCACAAGCUCACCUUCUUCUCUUACAGGGAAGGCAUGUACAGUGCCAAGGUGACCUUCCGCAAUGAAACAACUCAGGAGUUCCUGUUCUAUGUGAUGACUUUUAAAGUCAUCCCAUGUGGCCCACUUGGCACCAUUGAGCUGAUGACCCUUGUGCGGCAAAGCACCUCAUCUUCUGUGAAGAUUGAAAACCCUCUCAAUGUCCCAGUGACCUUCAACACUGACUGCAAAGUGCCAGACAUCAACAUUCCCCCCCAGUUCAUUGUCCCGGCUCAGUCGGAGGGGGUGCUUGUGUUUGAGUUCCAACCAAUGAGGCCUGGAGAAGUUACUGGGCGCCUGUCCCUCUACAGCAAUGAGCUGGGCUCCUUCCAGUACGACUUGAUCCUGAAAGCCACCCCAGCUCGGCCAGAGAAAGCCCUCUCCUUCUGUGCCAUGCUGGGCAGCAGCCAGAUCGUCUUCGCCAAGUUUGUCAACUACACCCGUCAGAAGACAGAGUACACCACCAAGAUUGACUGCCCUGACUUCCACGUGGACAAAGUCAUCAAUGCACCUGCAGGAUCUCUAGGAGGCACUGAGGUCAGCGUGGAAGUAAUCUUUGAGCCUUGCCAGCUGGGUGAAUGCAAGGGAACGCUUGUCCUUUCCUCAACCAUAGGAGGUGACUAUGUCAUCCCUCUCAGUGGCACAUCAAUCCCUCCUAAACCACAGGGGCCUAUUCAGAUCAGGGCUGGGACCAGCGCAUCCAUUCCCUUUAAGAAUGUGUUUCUGCAUCCCAUGGCUUUCUCCUACAUUGUGCAGAAUUCUGCCUUUACUGUGAAAGCCACUGAGACUAUUAAGUCUAAGAAAUCAGCUACCAUCCUAGUCUCCUUUGAAGGGAACCCAAGUGGCACCAAAGCCCCUGUCACUAGCAAGCUGGUCGUUUCUUGUCCUCGUGCAGCUGGGCUGGGCUCAGGAGUCUCCUGGAUUUAUUAUCUAAAGGGUAUCACACCUGAGAAAUGAAACUCUGGGGAGCCACUGUGUUGUCUGUUUCAUUUAAGCAUUGCCAUAAGGAGGGGGAGAGAGCUACAGAGUCAGAGCAUGCCUUGCUUUUUGGUAUUUGAGCCCCUGUGUCAAGCACCUUCCUUGCUUUUCUUAGGAGAAGGGAAAGUUGGCAAUGCCUCUGUACCUUUUGGAAGGAGGGAGGAGCCCUCUGUGAUUGUCCUUGCAGCAAGCACAGAGGACAGCAGAAUGUGUUAUACAGGGCUUCCACAUACAAGAUUUCUGUUAGAACAAACCAAGUGUCUCCUUGUGUAAGGAGGGCAGCACACACCAUACCAGGAAUGUCCUUCUUCCCUUAACAUUCCUCCAGUGUUCAAUCUGCUGAAUAAGUUAAUGCAGCAGCAUAAAACAUCACCUGGAUAUGUGCAAAACAAGCUUCUGCCUUAUAUUCAUGAUAAGAAUGUCUUGUUACAUAAGAUUUUAUUUUGGAAUAAAGGUUAUUAAGCAAAACAAGAAAGUGCUUGGAAGUUUGUCAGGACAAGGCUGCGGGCAGGAUUCUGGGAUCUGGUUGGGAGAGAGCCAGACCAAAAGCUUAAUGUCUGCUCAGGCUGCCUGGAUACAAUGAUUUGGAUGGCAAUAAUCAGCUGUCAGUUCCCUCCAUGGUAGAAAGUGGGAGAGGCAGAACAACCAUGACCUGUGACAUCAGUGUUGUGCAUAAUGUCACAUUCCUGUCUGUAGACUCAGCUGUGCAAAUGUGCAGGUUAGGCUGAGAAGGGACAGCUGGCAUCCCGAUAAUCUGUUUCUGGAACUUCUGGCUGCAGAGAAACAUAUAAGGGCAUGGGCAAAAUAUCCAUUGAAAUAUUUGACUCCAGAGGGGAUAACAGGACUUCUCCUGGUGAUAGUGAUGGUGACCAUGGCCUCCUUGCUUAUGACCCAGAUGCUUUCCCACAAGGUGCUAUUUGCCAGCAUGCCCUUCUUCAGAACUGUCUGUGAAAAAGUUAUGUAUGCUCUGCCCUCCCCCAGUGUUGGCUCUGACAACAUACUAGGGCCAAAUAGAGAAAAGUGAACAAUUUCAGCAUGUUGCUGAUUUCUAAUUAAGCAGCACAAUCUCUGCCACUGCUCACAAUUGUCCUAGUGUCCGGCUUUCUUUUAAGUAAACAGGUAGAGGGGGUUGUGCUUGCCAGUCUUUCAAAUGAAACUUAGGGACAUGGGGUAUAAGUAUUGACUAAUUGUUUCUCACUCAACAUGCCAUCAUUUAAGUUCCUUCAAAUCAGAACGCUUUACAGCAGGGGUGGCUAAUGUGGGCACUUUCCAGAAGUUGUUGGGACUCCCAACUCUCCUCAGCUGGAUGGCUGCAGGUUCUCCAUACCUCCUUUACAGCAAUGCUCUGCAACAGAGGGUCAGGGCAGCGGCAUUAUUUGCCAGAUACCGGUAGUA